AUGCGCAUUUAAAAAAUUAAUAAGCGCAUUUUUCUAAAUUAUUUACUCUAUUUAUUUAUAAUUUUAAAUUCGUCUAAUGUCUGCUACAUUCACACUCAUAAAAACUGCGGGAAUUUUAAUUAUCGGUAAUAAUAAUAAAUAAAAAAAAUAGAUAAUAAAAAAUAUUUAAUAGAAAAUUAUAGGAUAAAAAAAGGCUCGAAAGAUUUAUGAUAAUACAUACGACCAAGUGGAUUUGUGUUUUUUUUUCUUUGACGGGAAACACCAUAGCGAGCAAUAAAGUCUCUAAGGGUCAUAAAUGUCGCGGAUUUAUUUCUCUAAGGAGGGUUUCAUACCAGCGACAAUUUUUACAAGAUAAAUAUCGCAAUGAAGAAUGAGGGGAAAAAAAUAUAAAAUCAAAUAAAUAAAAAAUACACAUGUAGGGUGAAAACAUCUGUUACAUUAAUCCUAAGUAAGAAAACAAAACAAAUAAAAAAAGCCAAUGAAAAUAAAUAAAUACAAAUACAGAAAAAAGUAAGAAACAACUCCAGUAAAAGAAUUACACAAGACUUUUUUCAGGUGAGAUCUUACGCACAGCUUUUGAUCCCCUGGAUUUUAUUGGGCGGGGUUGUGGCUCUCUUAUUUAUUCGAAUUUCUCGCGCUUGCGUUAUCCUACAAACUGUUUAUAUACAUAUAUGUGUAUACAUAUCCAUGUCGUUGAUGUAAAAUAAAAAAAAAAAAAACGUAUGAGUAGUAUUCUCAUGAGGUACAUCUUUUUAAAAUAUAUUUCUGUCACGGAAUAACUACGGUAUUACUCAUGAAAUUCGAAUCGACUUGUGAUCAUUUUACCAUUGAAAUUAUCAUCGAGUAUCGUAUUACUUCUUGUAUAUAAUAAGUAUGACUUUAAAAACAAAAUAAUAAAUAAAUAUAAAAAUGAAUAUGACGUAAAAGAAGAAGAAUAUGAAAAAGUUUAAUAAUAAAGUAAAAAGAUGAUAAAUAAGUACGUGAUAAACAUGAACAAGCAUGAUAAAUAGUUAAAGUUUUAAGAAUAGUAAUUAAGAGGUGAAUUUUGUCUUUACUUGUGGCUCAAAAGUUUACUAAAUACUAAAUAAAAAGAGUAAGAAAAUAUAUAUUUUAAAAGAGAACGCAGGCGCUUUAAUGUAUCGUCUUCUUUCAUUUUUCUCUGUCUAUCUCUUUUGCAUAUAUAUGUACGUAUACAUAUAUAUAGACAAUUCCUCCCACUAUAACGUUCUCAUUUUCUCCCUGUACAAGUCCUCUAGUUUUCAACCCCCGUCGUAGGGAGAGAGCACAGCAUCCAAUACUGAGGCGUUAGUUCGCGGUACAUCGUCUACCCAGAUUGAUGUCAACCGCUCCGUUAAAUUAUCACUAUGAUAACACACCCUCGUACAUAAACUGACGAUCAUUCAUCACUUUACACGCAAUCUUAUUUUAAUAAUUUUUAAUUUAUUUACUUAGCUAAUUAUUUUACUUUAUUUAUUUAAAUAUUUAAUUAACAAAUAGAGUAGAGAAUAAAAUUGAUUAUUAUUCAAAUUUAAAUUUAAAAAAUAUUAAGUGAAAUUUAGUAUAGAAUACAUAAUUUGUUUACAUACUGGAGUCAAGCGAUCUGCCUAAUCUCAGGAUGUUUAUCAGGAUUUAAUUAGCUUUUUAAUUAGUCGUCAAGUGAAAGAGUAGUAGAUAACUGUCGUGUUAACGCCGGAGUAUUAAUCUCAAUCUCUAGAGUCGAGUAUUAUUUUAUUUAAAAGAAGAUGAUAGUGAAGAUGAUUAAAGAAGAAAUUAAAAUAGAAGUUACUCCAAAUGAAGAUACUUUAUAUUUAACACACAAUAAAACAUAAAGAUAUGAACAAAUAGUAAUCAUCAUACAAUUUAACUCCUACUAUUGUACUAUUUAAUUGUACAAUGAAGAUCUUAGUGUUUUCAUUACUACUAAACAUCGCAAUACAAACCAACUACCCGUCGGCUACAGUUACCGCUGAAAUGCUUCAGCAACGAUUGGGUGUCAAUUCUAUCGAUAAAAGUCCAACUUCAAAACCUAUAUCAGAUAUUGACUUACCACCAACUUUACCAAUGAUCUUUGGCACCGAAAAUUCAACUAUUAUUUAUGCACAAUCGGGUUCGACGGCAUUACUACCAUGUAUUAUACACAAUCUUGGCGACGGAACAGUAAGCUGGAUAAGAAGGAAAGCAGUACAGCAAUUGUUAACAGUUGGCCUGACGACAUAUGCAAGCGACGGACGUUUUCAGGCGAUCCACUUUCAUCACAGUGAAGAUUGGACUCUUCAAAUAAAAUACGUACAGUCUAGAGAUGCUGGGAUGUAUGAGUGCCAAGUGUCCACUCAUCCACCCGCAAGUGUAUUUCUGUUUCUCGAGGUCGUUGAAGCAAGAGCUGAAAUAGACGGUCCGGCAGAAAAAUUUGUUCGUCCAGGCAGUACCCUUCAACUACAUUGUCAAGUUAAAAAAUCAACGGAAGUGCCAUCAUAUUUUUUUUGGUACCACAACUUCCGAAUGAUAAACUAUGACGUCGAUCAAGGAGUAAAUGUCAGUACGGAUCUGACGAAUCGUGAAAGCUGGCUCGAAGUACCAAGAGCAUUAGACAGACACUCCGGAAAUUACACCUGCGAGGCAAGUAACGCCGAGAAAGCACGUGUUUAUGUUCACAUAUUUAAUGGUGACAAUCCAGCGGCGAUGCAACACAGUCUUGCGUCAGGACGAUCAACUUUUCUUGCCACACUUGCCUGGCUCAUCAUUUCCGCCGUCCAAACUACUAUUUACUCGCGACUAAGAAUUUUUUAAUGACCACACAUACAUCCACCCACAGCUCUAUUAUUUUCUACAUAUAUUCUGCUCGACUCAUCUGCAUUUAAUUUUUUUAAAUUUAGCUAAGCCCUUUUUUAUUUAAUUUCAUUUUAUUUCCCGACACAACAGCUAAAUAAUAAUACCGCAACCUCUACUUAAACGUGUUAUGUAAAUAUAUAAUAAUUAAAUGCUAAUUUUAAACCACUAUCUCGCACGUAUGUACUAUAUUAAUAAAUA
Microplitis mediator is the source of this 3027-nucleotide messenger RNA. RefSeq lists its product as uncharacterized. Gene Ontology annotation, biological process: synapse organization. Bases 1894 to 2787 code for a protein of 297 amino acids. Lineage: Eukaryota; Metazoa; Arthropoda; Insecta; Hymenoptera; Braconidae. The record is from RefSeq and is a predicted model, not a curated record. The transcript has 5 exons. Gene Ontology annotation, cellular component: neuron projection membrane.